Molecule: messenger RNA, 894 nt
Organism: Lasiosphaeria miniovina
Lineage: Eukaryota; Fungi; Ascomycota; Sordariomycetes; Sordariales; Lasiosphaeriaceae
Exons: 4
Coding region: 1-894 (297 amino acids)
Source: RefSeq, a predicted model, not a curated record
AUGACCCGUCGUUCUCACGCCCCUCAGGGUGACCGCUUGCGCUACGAAGAGGCGGUGUUGGUGGCAGCGCGCAUCAAAGUAUACAGCAGGCGCCGGCGACCUUCCGCACCACCCAGCCAUCGCCCGUUCAAUUCCCCUCCUCCGGCUGUGGAAUGGCAUCCUUCGUUCAUGGUCUGCACGUCCUCGCCGAGACGCACUCAGUGCUGCGUGUGCGGUUCCGGCACGAUGGCUCAGCUCGAGGAAGCGGUGCAACUGGUGGCGGAUCGGAACGACGCAUUUCCCACAUCUGUUGGUCCGGAUCUGGUGCGGUUACGGAAGCAAAUCCGCGUGCAACACCGCACGCCGGUCAUGAGCCGCGCGGAAGGUAACUGGAAUUGUCGGGUAUACGGAAGUCGUGGUCACCGCCUGCAACGACGACGUGUCAGCACACUCGUCAUUGUUGCCAUUCUCAACACCGCCGGCGCGGAAGAAAAGACAAACAAGAGUGGGAUCAGCGCGAUGAGAGCGUCGGGCCAAGCCAACCGACCACCGCCACAAGGGCACUGGGACUAUCAUCUGCCAGCUCAACAGCGUUCUACAGCCCUCUACCUUCCGCGCGUCGUCUCAGAUGACGACUACGGCCCUCGUCCGCUUGCCCCAGAACGAGACCCGGUUUUUACAAGUUUUGGUCCCGAAGAACCGCGAGGCGGGCGCCGGGUAGUGCGGCACGCCGGGGUGACUAUUAACACCAAGCACGCCUUCAAACUUGCCAAAGCCGCCGGCUCCAAAGAAACAUGGCGCAAACAUUACGGGGAGGAGGAAGCGACCCCGGACGAGGGCCCGCUGGAAGAGAACCCCUCCAACUCGGCAUCCCUCGCGAGCCACAAGGCGGAGCAGCCCCGCGGCGGAUGGUGA